Messenger RNA from Hypanus sabinus (Atlantic stingray), 2121 nucleotides. It is a transcript of the gene trmt2a, whose product is annotated as tRNA methyltransferase 2 homolog A. Gene Ontology annotation, biological process: RNA processing. The transcript has 12 exons. NCBI's taxonomy places the organism in Eukaryota, Metazoa, Chordata, Chondrichthyes, Myliobatiformes, Dasyatidae. The record is from RefSeq and is a predicted model, not a curated record. The coding region runs from base 34 to 1875 and encodes 613 amino acids. Gene Ontology annotation, molecular function: RNA binding; RNA methyltransferase activity.
GCCUCUAUUAAAUGGCGGCGGCCUCGGCGGCUGAUGGUGUUUAAAGAGUCACUUAAAUUCUUGUCAGGUAGUCUUGGCAACAUGGCUGAAGAAGGAGUUAGUGUAUCUCCUGGAGCUGAUCAAGGAGAAAUGAGUGACUUAACUGAUUUAAGUGUGACAGAGGAAAAUAAAAAGUCCAAUCCCGCAACUGAAACUCAGGUGGAAACGGAUGAGCCUGGGACUGAUGUGUAUCGAUACAUCAAGGGUGAUCUUUUUACUUCUGAGAUUUACAAGAUAGAAAUUCAAAACCUCCCAAAGUUUGUAAGCUUCAGUGAUUUGCGAAAAUUCCUCAGCAAAAAUAAUCUGGUUCCUCAUAAAAUUAAACUGUUUGGUAAACAACCUUUUGCAUUUGUGACUUUUAAAGAAGAGAAAGAUCGAGAUCAAGCCAUGGAAGUUCUUCAGGGUCAAGUGUGGAAAAACAAGAACUUGCAUGUCCGAUUAGCUAAGCCAAAAGCAGAUCCAAUUGCCAAAAAACGAAAGCAGGAGGGGACUGAGAAUGGUGAUCCUGAGCUGAAACGUCCUGUUCCAGUGGAAAUUUCAGAUAGACCGUUAAGUGAACAGAUUGCAGAUGUUGUGACGCCUUUGUGGAACAUUCCAUACGAAGAGCAAUUGAAAAAGAAAGAGCAAAAUGUCUUGCAAGUCUUGGGAAUGUUGACCACUGAAAUAGUAGCCCACAAUCGAGCUUUUGUGCCCUGGGUUUUUCAACAGAAAAAGACGCAUGGUGGAAUCUGUUGCCCUUUAGAGGGAGUGAAGCCAUCGCCAGUGCAGAGUGAAUACCGCAACAAGUGUGAGUUUCUAAUUGGCGUUGGAGCAAAUGGAGAAGAUAAAACUGUUGGAUGUCGCUUGGGUAAAUACAAGGGAGGAUCAUGUGCUGUUGUAGAGCCAUUUGAUACUGUUCAUAUUCCAGCCCAAACAAAGGAAGUUGUCAAGGCAUUUCAGAAGUACCUAAGGUCAUCUCCUUAUUGUGUGUAUAAUCCAGAAACUUAUGAAGGUUACUGGAAGCAGUUGACUGUACGCAUUUCCAGAGCCAAGCAAAUUAUGGCCAUUGUUUACUUCAACCCUCAGAAAUUAAAGAAAUCGGAACUAAUGGAGGUACAAGGCGAAUUAGCCAAAUAUUUCACAGAAGGUGAAGGGAAAGAUUGUGGAGUAACAUCACUUUACUUCGCAGAAGAAGGUCAGAGAAAAUCCCCCAACCUGGAAGACUUGCCUUUGGACCACGUACAUGGAGACAAGUACAUAUAUGAAGAGCUCCUGGGACUUAAUUUCAGAAUUUCCCCUCAUGCAUUUUUCCAGGUGAACACCCUUGCUGCAGAAGUGCUUUAUUCUGCAGUGGGAGACUGGGCUGAUCUUAAUCAGGACAGCACCGUGUUAGAUGUUUGCUGUGGCACAGGAACUAUUGGGCUUUCUCUGGCAAAGAAUGUGAAGAAAGUCAUUGGAAUUGAGAUGUGUCAAGAAGCCAUCGAAGAUGCGAAAGUGAACACAGAACUAAAUGGUCUGUCCAAUGUGGAAUUCUUGUGUGGCAAAGCUGAAGACCUCUUUCCGACUGUAAUUAAUUCUUUAACGUCACAAAACUUGGUUGCUAUUGUGGACCCACCCAGAGCAGGACUACAUUCCAGAGUUGUGCUAGCAAUAAGAAGAGCAGAACACUUGAAGCGGCUGAUUUAUGUUGCUUGCAAUGCUCGAGCGGCAAUGAACAAUUUUGUGGACCUUUGCCGUGCCCCAUCUCACAGAGUGAAGGGAUCUCCUUUCCGUCCUGUUAAGGCCUUAGCUGUCGAUCUCUUUCCACAUACAAUGUAUUAUGAGCUGUUAAUAUUGUUUGAGAGAGUGGAGUGUUAGAACUGAUCAUGGCUAAAGCUUGUAUGAAUUCAGUAGUUUUAGCACUACAAUCAGGAAAUUGUAUGAAUUAUUUCAAAUGGCAUUUCUUGUGUUGGUAUUUUAAUUACUUACUGUGCAUAAUGUUUUAACUAAAACAGUAAUGUGACUGCAAUCAUUAAAAAACAAUUAGAAUUUUUCUCUGAAUUGUUUAGUAUGUAUUUCCCUCCUCACGUGAAUUUAUCGGAACUAAAUAAAGCCUGGUCAGUA